This is a messenger RNA of Lontra canadensis (Northern American river otter), 1851 nucleotides long. It is a transcript of the gene GARIN2, whose product is annotated as family with sequence similarity 71 member D. Gene Ontology annotation, cellular component: nucleus. The transcript is spliced from 8 exons. Lineage: Eukaryota; Metazoa; Chordata; Mammalia; Carnivora; Mustelidae. The coding region runs from base 256 to 1500 and encodes 414 amino acids. The record is from RefSeq and is a predicted model, not a curated record.
CCUCCUGCACUUCUUUCACUAAGUGGUUAGCUGCCUGCCCAAUAGACAUAAACACCUUCUGCCAAAGAAAUGUGAAAAGUGUUGGAAACCUGCUGUUUGGAGACUAUUCUCCUGAGUAGACAUCCAGGAGAUCUCCAGAGAUCUAUUUCAGCCUCACAUCUAUACUUCAUCAUGAAAAGGAGGAAGCCCAAACUGAAAUGAGUUAAGAACUUUGUCUCCAAGAGAGGACUGUGGCUUGGCCCUGAGUUGAGCACCAUGAAGAAGAACAAGAGGAACCCUACCACAAGGAUCAAUGAGCAAGAUGCCAUCUCUGUCCCAACCUCCCAGGAUCCAAGAAAUCUUCAAAAUAUGUUGGAUGGAGGAGAGUAUGCCCCUUUUGUAUCUCCUCCCAUAUUAGAGAGCAAUUUUAUCCAGGUUAACAGGAGAGGUGAAUCCAUUUACCUUCAUAACCGAGCCAACUGGGUGACUGUAGGCAUCUGCUCUUCCAGUGAAACCCGCAAGACCCCCAACGUGAUGCUUCUGGCACAUCUGACACCUGAAGCUCAGAAAAACACAAAAUCCCUGUUUCAAAGUCUCCUGACAUCUCCUUCACCACAGAACCUGGUGCUCACCAGGUUCCUCCCUCUGCAGUUUGUGACCCUUUCUGUGCACGAUGCUGAGAACAUGCGCCUCAAAGUAAAGCUGGUGAGUGGUCGAGCCUACUACCUACAGCUCUGUGCCCCUGCGUGUAAACAAGACACCCUCUUUUGUCAGUGGGUGGAACUCAUAUCCAUCUUGAAUGAGGAAAAAGCCAAAGUUUCCAAAUUGUCGGAAGUCUCAAGCCUGUCAGAAAUCACGAAUAGCACCGACAUCACGGGCUCAGGGGACAUCAUGGAUAUUGCAGCUUCCACAACCCUACAGAGCCCAACCUUGUGCUUGUGUUCAGAACCUGUACAUGCCGUAGAAAGCACUGAUUUCUCAGAUUUCACCGAUGUCACCGACGUCACUGAUGUCACUGACGUCACAGAUGUUCCAGAAAAUGAGGUCACAGAGGCCCCAGAUAUAAAUAUUGUCACAGAAGUCACAGAAAUCACAGACCUCUGUGACGUCCCAAACUGCUCGGAGGUCACAGUGGUGUUUGAAAAUGAUGACAUACUAAGGGCCAAGCAAGAGGAAAAGGAAAAAAUGGGAAACACUCUGAAGCCUGGGUGUCUACGAGAUACAAAAAUUAAGAACGAGUUCAAAGAAUCCUCAAAACAUGUCACCAUCUCAAAUGUAACGCUGACUUUCCAAGGUGAACGAUGUUUUCAUACUACCUUGACUCAAGAAGAAAGUGACACAAGUUCAUCCAAAGAGCUGAGUGCCAGAUCCUCUGAAAUAAGGACAACUGAAUUUAAAAGCCUAGCUCUCAAGGCUGAAGAAUCCAGGAGCAUGAGAAUUGACUCAGUCACCUCAGGCUUACAUAGUUUUUCCAUUUUCCCUCUGAUUAGCAUUUCCUUACCUGUUGCCACACUCCUCUGAAUCACUUUUUUCCCCUUUCAUACUUACUUACUCACAUUUUACACUUCCUACCCCAAGAAAAGCAAAGAUUAGUAGAAUCUUACUUCCUUGUCCCUGGAAUUUAGACUGAAUGUAGACGAAAAAUGAGUCGGUGAAUCUGAUUUCUAUUCCAAGCAGUUCCCGUAGCAACUAAACAAAACAAAACAAAAUGGUACCAUUAACCUAUUCAGGUUCACCAUCACCCAACUCCUUUACACCCAUGCCUGGGGACCAUGGUCUCUUAUUCAUGUCUCAAAUCUCUCAGCAGUUUGACACUUUUCUCCUUUCUGAGUAAGGCUUUGUCAAGGGGCAUUGCACACAUUCUCUUUUUAU